This is a messenger RNA of Coffea eugenioides, 2191 nucleotides long. RefSeq names its product pentatricopeptide repeat-containing protein At3g51320. NCBI's taxonomy places the organism in Eukaryota, Viridiplantae, Streptophyta, Magnoliopsida, Gentianales, Rubiaceae. Gene Ontology annotation, biological process: RNA modification. The coding region runs from base 122 to 1864 and encodes 580 amino acids. The record is from RefSeq and is a predicted model, not a curated record. The transcript has a single exon. Gene Ontology annotation, molecular function: RNA binding; protein binding.
ACUCAAAAACUUCAGCCUGUUAUGCUUUUCUCCUUCUCCUUGUUAGCAAGCAAUGAACUUUAAUGGCGGAAACAGAUAUGAAUUUGAAGUACCUGGAAGGUCAAAACCCUUCACCAGAUGAAUGGCAAGAGUUUCCAUCAGAAAAUUCUUUAAGAUCAGUGUCUCUUUCCUAUCUCAUCCGAAUCCCGCCCCUGCUCUAAUCCAACCCUCAAGGGCAUCACACGUUUCCUCCUUAUCACACUUUAGAUAUUCUCCUAAAGCCCAUUCUUUAUAUAAAAAAAAUUUGGACUAUCUUGACUCUUGCCAGAGCUUGACCCAUCUUUUUCAAAUCCAAGCAAACCUAAUAACUUCCGGGCUUCUUCAACACCCAUCAUUUUCAGGCAGAUUUAUGAAGAUUUGCUCUCAUUUUUCUGUAUUGGAUUAUGUUGUCUUGGUCUUUAGGUGCAUUGUUUUUCCUAGUACUUUUGUUGUGAAUACUGUCAUAAAAGCCUACGCUUGCAGCUCUGUACCACAAAAAGCUGUGAUUUUUUAUUUUGAAAUGCUUGAAUAUGGGUUUUUUCCCAGUAGUUUCAGCUUCCCACCUCUUUUUAGCGGCUGCGCAAAGUUGAAGUGUUUGAAUUUGGGCGAAAAAUGUCAUGGGCAAGUUGUGAAAAAUGGGGUUGAUGGUGUUUUGCCGGUCCAGAAUUCUUUGAUUCAUUUUUAUGCUUGUUGUGGGCUUAUGGAAUCUGUUUUGAAGAUAGUUGUAAACAUGUCUGUCCGGGACGUGGUGUCUUGGAAUACCAUAAUUGAUUCUUUUGCCAAAUUAGGUGAAUUGGACUUGGCACAUAAGUUAUUUGAUACAAUGCCCCAGAGGAAUGUUGUUUCGUGGAAUAUAAUGAUGACAGGGUAUUUGGAUUUGGGGAAUCCUGGAAAUGGGUUGAAAUUAUUCAGGGAAAUGGUGAAGCUAGGAUUUAAAGGCAAUGAAACAACUAUGGUGAAUGUGCUUACUGCUUGUGGUAGGUCUGCCAGAUUGAAAGAAGGAAAAUCAGUUCAUGGAACUCUUGUUAGAGAAUCUGGCAAUUUGAGUUUGAUUGUUAAUACGUCCUUAAUUGAUAUGUAUUGUAGAUGUGGAAGGGUGGAUAAUGCUCGAUCAGUUUUUGAUAGGAUGCCGAUGAAGAGUUUAGUUUCCUGGAAUGCUAUGAUUUUAGGGCAUUGUAUUCAUGGAAAUCCGAAAGAUGGGCUCAACCUAUAUGAUCAGAUGACAAGUAAAAGUAGUAGAUUGGAAGAUGGGAAAACUCAUAUGACUAAUAAAUGGAGUUUGGGCAAUUGUGAUGGGAUCAUCCCGGAUGAAGUUACCUUUAUUGGUCUAUUAUUGGCCUGUGCCCGUGAAGAACGGUUGACGGAAGGGAGGAACUACUUCGGACAAAUGAUUGAUGUGUAUGGAGUGAAGCCGAAUUUUGUGCAUUACUGGUGUAUGGCCAGUAUUCUUGACAAAGUUGGUCAAAGGAAAGAAGCAAUUGAACUCUUACAAGAUAUGCCAGUUGUAAAGGAUGCUUCACCAGAAAGCUCAUUGUGGGCUGAUUUGUUCAGCUCAUGUCGUUUCCAAGGAGAUACGAUCUUGGGAGAACAACUAGCAAAACGACUUAUUGAGCAAGAUCCUCAGAACUUUUCCUACCAUGUGUUGCUGGUGAAUGUUUACGCUGUAGCUGGUAAGUGGGAGGAUGUUGCAAGGAUAAAGGCAGUCAUGAAGGAGAAUGGGAUUAAAAGAAUCCCUGGUUGCAGCCUUGAGGACCUUACAGGAAUUGUUCAGAAGAUGAAAUUGGGAGCUAAAUGGCAAGAAUUUACAGAUAGUUGUCAGCUAAGAUCUUCAGAAGUGAAUGAUUGACUUGAUUUUUGAACAUUGUUGUCAUUAGGCAUCAGAUUGAUGGAUGAGAAGGAAAUUUGGCCUCUGCACUGUAAAGGAAAUGUAAAUGGGCUUCUGCAGAUCUCCCCUGCUGGCAUUUUCAUGAAGUUUUUUCUUUUACAAGGUUAUAUAGUUUAUAGUAGAGAAAGCAUUCGAAGAAGAGUGCAGCCCCUCCUGGGAUGGUGAAAUCAGUUUUAGCUGACAUGAACGUUUGUUUCUACUUAUCCAUUGGUUUGUUAAAAGCAACAAUUUUUCCCGUAGCAUACAUGUUCUAGAUUAAUUGAAAAAAAACUGAAGUUGGACAUUUUA